Acanthosepion pharaonis is the source of this 2826-nucleotide messenger RNA. NCBI's taxonomy places the organism in Eukaryota, Metazoa, Mollusca, Cephalopoda, Sepiida, Sepiidae. The record is from the annotation of a GenBank genome assembly.
AUGUUUUUUGGUGUCUUUGCACAUUUCCAGCAACCAACAGAAGAACAGAAAGAGAAGACUCAGAAAGUUUCUGAAAUUCGAAAGAAGGGCAAUGUCUCACUAUCACAUGAGUUGAAAAGUGAACAUUUAGCCCAUAGAGAGAAACAUGGCCGCAGCCGGGAACCACUCUUGAAAGGCCUUGCUUCCCAUUAUGAUUUACGGCUCUUCAGAGAAGCCCAGGUACGAGCCUGCACACAACUGUCUAUCUAUCUAUCUAUCUAUCUGCAUUCUUGUCUUUCUUUGAUUCUUUUCGGUCUCUUCUUUCUUCUUUUCUUUCUCUUCUUGUCUUUCUUCUUUUCUUUCUCUUCUUGUCUUUCUUCUUUUCUUUCUCUUCUUGUCUUUCUUCUUUUCUUUCUCUUCUUGUCUUUCUUCUUUUCUUUCUCUUCUUGUCUUUCUCUUUUCUUUCUCUUCUUGUCUUUCUCUUUUCUUUCUCUUCUUGUCUUUCUCUUUUUCUCUUCUUGUCUUUCUCUUUUCUUUCUCUUCUUUUCUUUCUCUUCUUUUCUUUCUCUUUUCUUUCUCUUCUUGUUUUCUCUUUUCUUUCUCUUCUUGUCUUUCUCUUUUCUUUCUCUUCUUGUCUUUCUCUUUUCUUUCUCUUCUUGUCUUUCUCUUUUCUUUCUCUUCUUGUCUUUCUCUUUUCUUUCUCUUCUUGUCUUUCUCUUUUCUUUCUCUUCUUGUCUUUCUCUUUUCUUUCUCUUCUUGUCUUUCUCUUUUCUUUCUCUUCUUGUCUUUCUCUUUUCUUUCUCUUCUUGUCUUUCUCUUUUCUUUCUCUUCUUGUCUUUCUCUUUUCUUUCUCUUCUUGUCUUUCUCUUUUCUUUCUCUUUUCUUUCUCUUCUUGUCUUUCUCUUCUUUCUCUUUUCUUUCUCUUCUUUCUCUUUUCUUUCUCUUCUUUCUCUUUUCUUUCUCUUCUUUUCUUUCUCUUUUCUUUCUCUUCUUUUCUUUCUCUUUUCUUUCUCUUCUUUUCUUUCUCUUUUCUUUCUCUUUUCUCUUCUCUUUUCUCUUCUCUUUUCUUUCUCUUCUCUUUCUUCUUUUCUUUCUCUUUUCUUUCUUUUCUUUCUCUUUUCUUUCUUUUCUUUCUUUUUCUUUCUCUUCUUUCUCUUUUUCUUCUCUUCUUUUCUUUCUCUUCUUUUCUUUCUCUUCUUUUCUUUCUCUUCUUUUCUUUCUCUUCUUUUCUUUCUCUUCUUUUCUUUCUCUUCUUUUCUUUCUCUUCUUUUCUUUCUCUUCUUUUCUUUCUCUUUUCUUUCUCUUCUCUUCUUUCUCUUUUCUUUCUCUUCUCUUCUUUCUCUUUUCUUUCUCUUCUCUUCUUUCUCUUUUCUUUCUCUUCUCUUCUUUCUUUUUUCUUUCUCUUCUCUUCUUUUCUUUCUCUUUUCUUUUUUCUCUUUUCUUUCUUUCUUUAUUUAUUUAUUUUUGAACUUUUCUUACUUUCUUGAUUCCUCUCUUCUCUCUUUUGAUUUUUCCCUCGCCAUCUUUCUUUCUUUCUUUCUCUCAUUUUCCUUUCUCUCUUUAUUCUCUGUCAAUAUUCUUACUCUUCUUAAAAGACUGACACUAUCUUCCUCUAUCUAUCCAUCCAUCUAUCUAUCUAUCUCUAUCUCUAUCUAUCUCUAUCUCUAUCUAUCUAUCUCUCCCUAUCCAUCUCUAUCUAUCUAUCUCCAUCUAUCUAUCUAUCCAUCUAUCUAUCUCUCUAUCUCUAUCUAUCUAUCUAUCUAUCUCCCAUCUCUAUCUCUCUCUAUCUCUAUCUCUCUAUCUCUCUAUCUAUCUAUCUCUCUCAUCUAUCUAUCUCAUCUCAUCUCUCUAUCUAUCUAUCUCUAUCUAUCUCUAUCUAUCUCUCUCAUCUCUCAUCUAUCUCUCUCUCUCUAUCUAUCUCUAUCUCUAUCUAUCUCUAUCUCAUAUCUAUCUAUCUAUUCAUAUCAUCUAUCUCUAUCUCUCAUCUAUCUAUAUAUAUAUAUAUAUAUAUAUAUAUAUAUAAUUUGUGUCUCAUUGAUAUGUUGCCAAAAGACGAAAGGAUUACUUAAUGAACUAAUCCUUUCCUUUCAUUUACACGUUACAACAUUCCUUCACACUUUUGCCCCAUUUACACCUUACCACAUUCCCUCACCCUUUUUGCCCCAUUUACACCUUACCACAUUCCCUCACCCUUUCGCCUCAUUUACACGUUACCACAUUCCCUCACCCAUUCGCCUCAUUUACACGUUACCACAUUCCCUCACCAUUUCGCCCCAUUUACACGUUACCACAUUCCCUCACCCUUUCGCCUCAUUUACACGUUACCACAUUCCCUCACCCUUUCGCCUCAUUUACACGUUACCACAUUCCCUCACCCUUUCGCCUCAUUUACAUUACCACAUUCCAUCACCCUUUCGCCUCAUUUACCCACAUUCCCUCACCCUUUCGCCUCAUUUACACGUUACCACAUUCCCUCACCCUUUCGCCUCAUUUACACGUUACCACAUUCCCUCACCCUUUCGCCUCAUUUACACGUUACCACAUUCCCUCACCCUUUCGCCUCAUUUACACGUUACCACAUUCCCUCACCCUUUUGCCCCAUUUACACGUUACCACAUUCCCUCACCCUUUUGCCUCAUUUACACGUUACCACAUUCCCUCACCCUUUCGUCUCAUUUACACCUUACCACAUUCCCUCACCCUUUCGCCUUAUUUACACUGUGCUAUAUAUCUUUUGCCUCAUUUACAUGUUGCCACAUGCCUUCACACUUUCGCCUCAUUCACAUGUUGCCACACUUCUUCACUCUUUUGCCUCAUUUAUACGUGUCACAUUCCCUACAUCUUUAA